AUGAAUAUCAAAUUACAUACUGUCAUUAAUUUGAUUUUGUUCGUGCAAGUCUGCAUUUGUCUUCCAGGUGAUAUGAUAAUAAAUGGAAGUGUAGUAUCAUAAAAAUAAUUUCAAGCUUAGAAGAUUGUUACAAACUAAUUGUUUGCUUAGUCAAUAAUAUAAGAUAGUUAUCUGUGCACUGCUUAAAAUAUAUUUUCAGAAUAAAUAGUGACUAAUGAGAUUUCUCUUUCAAGAAUAUUAGUUACCAAUCCAAAUGGUAUUUUAGAGUUAAAUGGCGACAUUACUAUUUAAUCUCUUGAAGUAGAGGAAACAUUAGAGAUGACCAGUUUUUUGCAAAGCAAUUAGUGGUAGCUUGCAUAUCAUGAUCACUUUGAAGAUAAAAAAAGCUUGAUAGGCUGGAAUAUUAAUUAAAUUUAAUUAUGUGCUAAGAAAACUGGUGGACAUGAAAAUAAUCAAGAUGAUGAAGAUCAGGAUUAUUUCUUAGGAGGUCAUUGUGUUGGGCCUUCUGAUUUGAAAUUAUAAAAAUUGUACACAAAUCUACCUAAGCAUAAGAACAUUAAGAUAUAAGCAAGAGUACACUUUUUUGACAAAUGGGAAGGAGAAAGUUUAUCACUUUUUGUUGAUGAUAAAAUGGCUUGGACUAAAGUUAUUGAUGGAGAUAAUGCACACUUUGAUAUAUGUGGAGAUUCUUCAGCAGAUCCUCACUUUGGAUUACCUGUAGAAAUAACAAUUCCACAUAGUGAAAGCUAAGUGAAUAUUAAAUUUGAAUCUAAUUUAGCUAAAGAUAGAUGUUUAGCAAGUUUUGCUAUUGAUGAUGUUGAAAUAUUUGUUAGAUGA
Molecule: messenger RNA, 837 nt
Organism: Tetrahymena thermophila SB210
Lineage: Eukaryota; Ciliophora; Oligohymenophorea; Hymenostomatida; Tetrahymenidae
Product: transmembrane protein, putative
Exons: 7
Source: RefSeq, a predicted model, not a curated record